AUGUCGCACCUUUAUCAUCCAGAAACCUCAACCAGGUCCUCAACCAUCAACAUUAGUGGAUGGACUAAAAACCCCCGUCCUGCCCAAACUGUUCUCAACCCCACCGGCAACACCCUCCACUCACCACCCGUCCCCAGCACUCCUCCACCACCGCCACCGCCGCCACCACUACAACCACCUCACAACCUUCGCAACUCAUGCGAAUCCUCCACCUCUUCUUCUUCCUCCACAACCUCCCAAAGCUUUACCCAAUGGAGGUUCUCUCUCCCGACAACUCCUUCCACCACCACCACCACUACUCCUCCGCCACAACAACCACCACCAACGCCACCACCGCUUCUACUUCCCAACAAUAAAGCCAACUUCUUCAGCCAUUAG
Molecule: messenger RNA, 378 nt
Organism: Arachis stenosperma
Lineage: Eukaryota; Viridiplantae; Streptophyta; Magnoliopsida; Fabales; Fabaceae
Product: proline-rich receptor-like protein kinase PERK2
Exons: 2
Coding region: 1-378 (125 amino acids)
Source: RefSeq, a predicted model, not a curated record